Sphenostylis stenocarpa is the source of this 438-nucleotide messenger RNA. The record is from the annotation of a GenBank genome assembly. Lineage: Eukaryota; Viridiplantae; Streptophyta; Magnoliopsida; Fabales; Fabaceae.
AUGGAUGGGGAAGAAGUUUGGGAUGGAGAAGAAGUUUGGGAUGGAGGAGAAGUUUGGAAUGGAGGAGAAGAACUGAAGUAUGGAGAAGAAAUAAGGAAGAAGAACUUUAGGAGGGAGACGAAGUCAAGGAAGAAGAAGUUUUGGAUGGAGAAGAAGUUUGGAAUGGAGAAGACUCUACUAAUUAAGGAAGCAGAAGAAGUUAAGGAGGAUGGAGAAGAAGAUGGGGAAGAUGUGAAGGAAGGAGAAGAAGUUAAGGAAGAAGAAGAAGAAGUUUUGGAUGGAGAAGAAGUUAAGGGUAAAGAAAAAAGUAUGGAUGGGAAAGAAGUUUGGGAUGGAGAAGAAGUUAAGGAUGGAGAAGAAGUUUGGGAUGGAGGAGAAGUUUGGAAUGGAGGAGAAGAAUCGAAGUAUGGAGAAGAAAUUAAGGAAGAAGAAGUUUAG